AUGGAGCAGGCCUGGCCCGAGGAGCACCUGGCCAAGCUGAGCGUCAAUGCUUUGAUCGGCCUGUGGGCGCGCAACGUGGACCUCGUCUACCUGAUGCGCACCUCGAACAACCAGCUCGAUGGCCACGGUUGCCAGUACCGACAGACCUUCGUGGACGCGGCCGGCAAAACGCACUGGGACCACAUCUUCGUGACGCAGCUCUACAGCAACGCCUCGCACCGGCCCGCCUGGGACUUCGUCAUGGCGGCGGAGUACUGCGCCGUGGCCCGCAUUCGACAGAUGCUGGCGGAGGUGCCGAUGCGCUACCUCAAGUUCCUGAAAACCGACUGCCUGGGCUUGCAGGACCUGCCCAAGAAGUACUGGCCUGCGGUGGAGCGGCUCACGCGCCUGCGCCACCCCGACGGCACGCCGGUCUACAGGUGUGAGCAGGUCGAGCAGCUGCGGGGGCGCCACUUCGAGCCGGAAAUCCAGGCUGGACCGCCGCAGCGCCGCGGCUGGGAGCAAGUGGACGACCCGCUGGCCCACUGCCUGCAGGGGCGCAGCCUGCUGCUCACCGGGCUGCCCGGCACGGGGAAGACGCACCUCGCGAGGCGCAUCGUGGAGCAGCUGCGGGAGGCCGGCGACGUGGUGCAGCUGGUCUCGAAGACCCACUGCGCGGCGCAGAACUUGGGCUUGGGGGCUCAGACUGCCGACCACUGGGUGCGUCGCACGGUGCGCAACGGCCGCUGCCAGCUUGACUGGCUGGUGAUCGAGGAAGUCACGCAGAUGGACACGGGGCUCUGGGCCGACGUGGCCUGCGUGGCGCUGGAUCGCGGUGUGCGCUUCCUGCUCAUGGGCGAUUUCCGGCAGCUGCCGGCGGUGCUCGACAGCUUUGCCGGGGCCCGCGUGGAGCGGCCGCUGAAGGACAGCGACCUGCUGCGGGACCUGGCGGGCGGCUGCUGCCACGAGCUCACGGAGAACCGCCGCUCGGACGAGCGCAUCUUCCGGUUCAUCAGCUGGCUUCGGGUGGGCGAGCCCGAGGAGGUGCCCCUGGCCGAGGCCGUGAGGGUGGCGCGCCGCGAGUUCCCGCGGCCGCCGGGCACGCACCCCGACGUGUGCCUGGUGCUCUCGCACGUGCACCGUGUGCAGGUCAACGAGCGGGAGAACAAGCGCCUGGCGCCCGCGGACGCUGUCGUGAUCGAGCACCAGGCGCCGGGCGCGCCCACGACCAACGCCCCGCAGAAGAUGCGAGUUUGGCCCGGACUGCGGCUGGUGGGCGCCGGCGGCAAGGUGGCCAAAGGCACCUUUGUGCGGGUGGCCGAGGUGGGUGCGGAGCGCGUCGCGCUGGACGGCGGGCAGCAGUUCACCCACGCGGAGCUGCUGCGGCAUACGCGGCUGUGCCACGCCAUCACCUACGCGAGCUGCCAGGGGCUGACGCUCCGCGGCCGGGUGUGGCUGCUGGACGCGGGCACGCAGCACUUCAACCUGCGGCACCUCGACGUCGGGGCCAGCCGAGCUACUAGCUCCGAUCUGUUGAGCGUGCUGUAA
This is a messenger RNA of Symbiodinium natans, 1527 nucleotides long. The record is from the annotation of a GenBank genome assembly. Lineage: Eukaryota; Dinophyceae; Suessiales; Symbiodiniaceae.